Molecule: messenger RNA, 1260 nt
Organism: Manihot esculenta (cassava)
Lineage: Eukaryota; Viridiplantae; Streptophyta; Magnoliopsida; Malpighiales; Euphorbiaceae
Product: gamma-soluble NSF attachment protein
Exons: 9
Coding region: 174-1061 (295 amino acids)
Biological process (GO): intracellular protein transport
Cellular component (GO): SNARE complex; vacuolar membrane
Molecular function (GO): soluble NSF attachment protein activity; syntaxin binding
Source: RefSeq, a predicted model, not a curated record
GUUGGAUCGGAAUCGAUCAUCAUGGAACUGCAAAUCAAGCGAAACCAUAAUUAACAGCCCGAAUACAGCAGUAACAGCGUUUCAUUCGCUUACGGCUUCAGCUACUACCUUCCAGUGCGAAGAUAUAAACGAUUAGAGGGAAAGAAAACUCCGGCUUCAGCAACUGAACCGCCAUGUCCUCCUCCGAUCCUGAUAAGUUGAUCGCCAAGGCCGAUAAGCUAACAAAACUGAGUCUCACAAGGUGGAGUGCUGAUUGGAAAAGUGCCACUCUUUUGUAUGAGCAAGCUGCUAAUGGUUUUAGGAUUGCCAAGAAAUAUGAGAAAGGAAAAGCAGCAUUUGAAAUGGCUUCCAAAGGACAAGAGAUACUCUCUUCCCCCUGGGAUGCUGCUAAGCAUAUGGAGUCAGCUGCUGCUCUAGCAAAGGAACUAGGCAAGUGGAAUGAAGUUGCUGAUCUUUAUAGAAGGGCAUCUGAACUAUACGUUGAAUGUGGGAGAUCACAACCUGCAUCAGAUGCUCUUGCUAAGGCUGCCCGUGCUCUGGAAGAUGCUGUUCCUGAUGUUGCUGUUCAACUUUAUAAUGAUGCUUGUGAUAUUCUUGAAGAGGAUGGCAAGGAGCAAAUGACCUUUGAUCUAUAUCGCGCUGCUGCUGGUGUUUAUAUAAAGCUUGAGAAGUAUACAGAUGCUGCUGCGGUCUUAUUGAGAUUGGGUCUAGCAGCUGAUAAAUGCAGUGCCACCAAUAGCCAGUGCAAAGCAUACCUUGGGGCCAUUAUUGUGUAUCUUUAUGCUCAUGAUUUCAAGCAAGCAGAGAAGUGUUGCAAUGAUUGUUCACAGAUUGAUGCUUUUUUGAGAAGUGACCAGAACCGCUGUGCUAGUAAACUUCUUUCUGCUUAUACUGAAGGUGACAUUGAAGAAAUUAAACGGCUUGCCCAGUCUAGCACUAUUUCCCAUCUUGACAAUGUGGUUAUCAGGCUUGCAAGAAAACUUCCAACCGGAGAUCUGAGUGCAUUUAAGACUGCUGCUGCUGAAGGAGAAGAGCCAUUGGAUGAGAAUGAUCUCACAUAGUUUUCACACUCACGAGAGGAUUGGGAACAGUUGUUAUAUAAAUGGGUGGAUUUAUGUGUCAUAAAGCAUGUAUAGAGCAUAUUUUAAUCUCAUUUAAUUUGAUUUUCAGAGUGUUCCUUCUCUGCAUUUUGUGCUUUUAAAGGUCUCAAUCAAAAUCUAUUAUUUAUUUUAUUGUAUGCAAUUAGUAAUGUUUCUCAAA